Molecule: messenger RNA, 1278 nt
Organism: Kazachstania africana CBS 2517
Lineage: Eukaryota; Fungi; Ascomycota; Saccharomycetes; Saccharomycetales; Saccharomycetaceae
Gene: RPT3
Product: proteasome regulatory particle base subunit RPT3
Exons: 1
Coding region: 1-1278 (425 amino acids)
Biological process (GO): proteasome-mediated ubiquitin-dependent protein catabolic process
Cellular component (GO): proteasome regulatory particle, base subcomplex
Molecular function (GO): proteasome-activating activity; ATP hydrolysis activity; ATP binding
Source: RefSeq, a predicted model, not a curated record
AUGGAAGAACUAGGUAUUACUCCGUCCACUGAGAAUGUUGCUGAAGUUAGACCAUCCAUCAAAUCAUAUGGUACGCUUCUCUCACAAUUAAAUGGCAAUGGUAAUCUAACAUCGAAUGUCAAUUCAGACGUAUAUUUGAAACUAAAGAGAUUAGAAAAGGAUUUAGAGCUUCUAAUUUUACAAGAGGACUAUAUUAAGGACGAACAACGUCAUUUAAAGAGGGAGCUAUUAAGAGCGCAGGAAGAAGUUAAGAGAAUCCAGUCUGUUCCAUUGGUUAUAGGCCAAUUCUUGGAACCAAUUGAUAAUAGCACAGGUAUUGUUUCCAGCACCACUGGUAUGAGCUAUGUUGUCAGAAUUCUAUCCACUCUUGAUCGUGAAUUAUUAAAACCUUCCAUGUCUGUAGCUUUACAUCGUCAUUCAAAUGCAUUAGUUGAUAUCCUUCCACCGGAUUCAGAUUCAAGUAUAUCUGUCAUGGGAGAAAAUGAGAAACCAGACGUCACGUACGCUGAUGUCGGUGGUUUAGACAUGCAAAAGCAAGAAAUUAGAGAGGCUGUGGAGUUACCUCUUACUCAAGCUGAUUUAUACGAACAAAUUGGUGUCGAUCCUCCAAGAGGUGUCCUAUUAUAUGGUCCACCAGGUACUGGUAAGACCAUGUUGGUGAAGGCAGUUGCUAACAGUACAAACGCCGCAUUUAUUAGAGUUAACGGUUCAGAAUUUGUUCACAAGUAUCUCGGUGAAGGUCCAAGAAUGGUUCGUGAUGUGUUCAGAUUGGCUAGAGAAAAUGCUCCUGCAAUUAUCUUCAUAGAUGAAGUCGAUUCUAUCGCUACAAAGCGUUUUGAUGCACAAACCGGUUCUGAUCGUGAAGUACAGCGUAUUUUAAUUGAAUUAUUGACGCAAAUGGAUGGUUUCGACCAAUCCACAAACGUGAAAGUCAUCAUGGCAACUAAUAGAGCAGAUACAUUGGAUCCAGCUUUAUUAAGGCCCGGUAGAUUAGAUAGAAAGAUUGAAUUCCCUUCAUUACGUGAUAGACGUGAACGUCGUUUAAUUUUUAGUACUAUUGCAGGUAAAAUGUCACUGGCCCCUGAAACAGAUUUGGACUCUUUAAUUAUACGUAAUGAUUCUCUAUCUGGUGCUGUCAUUGCAGCCAUUAUGCAAGAAGCAGGCUUACGUGCAGUAAGGAAGAAUAGAUACGUCAUUCUACAGAGUGACCUUGAAGAAGCUUAUGCAGCACAAGUCAAAACGGAUAGUGAUGUUGAUAAGUUUGAUUUCUACAAAUAG